CGCCGGAGACGAGACGCGCCGCGGCGUGGCCAUGAAGAGCGAGCGCCCCGGGCGCCACAAUUUGGCCGAGCCCGCCAGAGCGGCGUCACAAGAUGUCAAAGGUCUCGGCUGACAACCCAGGCUUCUUCAGCAGGAUGGGCUGGGACAUUAAUGACGUCAGCCUUCCUCAGGAAGUGAAGCACGUCGACAAGUUCCAGGAGUGGACGGACUCGUACGUCAAACACGUCUACAGCUGCCACGACAAGAACGCCCAGCGCCACCUAAGCGGCUGGGCGAUGAGGAACACCAACAACCACAACUCCCGCAUCCUCAAGAAGUCCUGCCUGGGCGUCGUGCUCUGUAGUAACGACUGCACGAUGCCCGACGGAAGAAAGAUCUACCUGAGACCCGCCAUCUGCGACAAGGCCCGGCAGAAGCAGCAAAACAAGGGCUGUCCCAACUGUCACGGUCUGCUCACGCUGGUCAGCUGUCGAGGACACGGCGGAUACCCCGUCACCAACUUCUGGAGACACGAGGGCUUGUAUAUUUUUUUUCAGUCCAAAGGCGUCCACGACCACCCCAGGCCCGAGUCCAAGCUGGAAGCCGAGGCGAGGAAGUCGGUCAACAGGAAACGCUCGAGUGCCCCGAUGAAGACGCUGAAUGCGCCGAAGGCUUUGGAUUAUGAGCUUUUCACAGGUGCCACCUCCAGCUCAGAGGGACAGCUGCCCGCCAUGCCAUCCCAUUGUGGAGAGGAGUACCAGGGGGAGUACCAGGAGGAGCCCCUCCACCCGAGUCUUGCUUUCCCACUUCCCGGCACUUUUGGCUGCGGGACGUCCCCUUACGUGCCGAACGGCCCCUUUGACGUGGUGGAGGGCACCAAGUAUUACGGCCGAUGCCUGCAAUAUCCGGAGGGCGGCUAUGCGACGGUGGGCAACUCCAGCUGGGACUCUGGGGACACCUGGAACAAGAUGAUUCACAACUUAAACUUUUGUUCAAGCAAACCUUUCAUCGGCUAUGCGCCGAGCUCAGGGGGCUACCCUUGUGAGACCACCGAUCUUCAGGGCAUCUUUGACACCCCAAGUGAGGGCUGCCAGGGCGCGAUGCCAAAGAGCAGAAGUCCUUACUGCGGCUUUCGCACGGGCGGAGAUCAGCCAUGGGACGGAGACGGCUGUGACAAGAAGGCCACGUGGAGCUACGGCAGCAGCUUCCUUACUUCGGCGGCGUAUGACGCGUACCAAGAAGACGCACUGGUGGGCAGACACCCUGCCAGCCAAGCCCCCCCACCCUCGGCAAUAGCGAGACUAACUGAUCAGAGGCUGCCGCAAGGAAAGUACGGCAGCAUGGCAGCCGGGGGGGACGAGAGGACGUACUUCAUAAACGAGACCUUCAGAUGAUGACGUCAGGUGGCUGCAUCGCUGCGCUCGAGGGUCUGGGGGUCAUGCCAGGGUGGGCACAGGACAAGUGCGGCCUUGGGCCAUGGACCACUUCAGGAGCAGGAAAGGGGCGCGUGAGGCGAGGGGCUCGCUGGGGUCGGCCUGUGUCUCUCCACGUUUGUCACUUGUCACAAAGAUGCCACAAUAAAGCUUCUUUUUAUGUGUCA
This is a messenger RNA of Polypterus senegalus (gray bichir), 1579 nucleotides long. Its product is annotated as chorion-specific transcription factor GCMa-like. Bases 93 to 1373 code for a protein of 426 amino acids. Gene Ontology annotation, cellular component: nucleus. The record is from RefSeq and is a predicted model, not a curated record. Lineage: Eukaryota; Metazoa; Chordata; Cladistia; Polypteriformes; Polypteridae. Gene Ontology annotation, molecular function: DNA-binding transcription activator activity, RNA polymerase II-specific; RNA polymerase II cis-regulatory region sequence-specific DNA binding. Gene Ontology annotation, biological process: regulation of transcription by RNA polymerase II; gliogenesis. The transcript is spliced from 6 exons.